Molecule: messenger RNA, 809 nt
Organism: Salvelinus sp. IW2-2015
Lineage: Eukaryota; Metazoa; Chordata; Actinopteri; Salmoniformes; Salmonidae
Source: RefSeq, a predicted model, not a curated record
AUUUUCCCAUUUUGUAUCACAAAGUCUCAUGGAUUUAUAUUAAAGUCCAGUUGGUGUCGGUAAUGCAACAUAUUGGAUGCAAACCGGCGUUAGAUCCCAAAGAAGAAGAGAAGCAAAAUGCGACGUCAUCGAUCUGCUGCCAGUAGAAUUGUGGUCAAAAUGUACUCUAAAGUCCUGCCAUUGACUGCAUUGUUGUUGUUGCCACACGAGCAGGACAAUAUGAAUCCYCUCAGUUCAGAGAAGGAAACGUUGAUUGAUGAAAUUGAACAGAGUUUAUUCACUUUAACUGUGGACAAUUUACGUUACCUGUGUGAACGUCAUGGCAACGAUGGAUUGGAAAUUAAAGGGAUGAAUCAUCGCUUAUUAAGACGUAAAGUCAUGGAGGAAAUGUGGGACAAUACGGAGUCAAUGAAAUCAGAGGAGCAGGGAAUGUCUUGGUUACUCCGACUUAAAGAGGACAUCAGYAGGAUYCUGGAGGAUGCUAGUGAUGAGGAAAUUAGUCCCAGCAAGUCCGAUGAUGAUGAUGAUGCUGUAGACUAUGAAGAAGAAUGCGACAAAGAGGACAGCGAUUGGUUGCCUAGCAAUGGACUGAAGGCGGAACACUUGAGUUCCAGCCAAUCCGAUGAUGACGCUGCAGACUGCGACAAAGACUGGGACGUGGAGGAAAAUGAUUGGUUGGCUAGCGAUGGGCUGGAGGCAGAGUCAGAUCCGGAGAGGCACACUCCAGACCAGAGAGACAAGCCUCCCCCGCAACCCUCCCCUUUGUCAGAGUGCCCAGGUCGUGCCUUUCCCAGUAGUACCUUACUGCA